Molecule: messenger RNA, 2142 nt
Organism: Zeugodacus cucurbitae (melon fly)
Lineage: Eukaryota; Metazoa; Arthropoda; Insecta; Diptera; Tephritidae
Gene: Eno
Product: enolase
Exons: 3
Coding region: 105-1580 (491 amino acids)
Biological process (GO): glycolytic process
Cellular component (GO): phosphopyruvate hydratase complex
Molecular function (GO): phosphopyruvate hydratase activity; magnesium ion binding
Source: RefSeq, a predicted model, not a curated record
GAAAAUUUUGACGAUUGCAUUUGCGACUGCGACAACAAUAACAACAACAACCGGGGGAAAAUACAAAGAGCUUUACACAAAAACCGUGCUAUAUAAGCUAGAAAAUGUCUUUGUGGUCGUGUUCCACGAAAGCAGCAGCUUCUACAGCUCGCAAAAUCGUACUCUUCGCUCAACAUUCAGUGUCAGUUGCUCCACAAUCGCCGUUGGUGAAUUUUGGUGUCAAAGUUCCGUCUCCGUUUGGAUUACAAUUCUUGAUUACUAAACGCUUAAACUCAAAUAUGCCUAUCAAGUCAAUCUUCGCUCGUCAAAUCUUCGACUCGCGUGGUAACCCCACCGUCGAGGUUGAUUUGUGCACUGAAUUGGGUCUUUUCCGUGCCGCUGUACCCUCAGGUGCAUCGACCGGUGUGCAUGAAGCUCUUGAAUUGCGCGACAACGAUAAGAACAGCUAUCAUGGCAAGGCUGUGACCAAAGCUGUCGACCAUGUAAACAAGUCUUUGGGACCUGAAUUGUUGAAGGCUAAUCUUGAGGUUACCGAUCAAGAAGGCAUUGAUAACUUCAUGCUGAAAUUGGACGGUACUGAGAACAAGUCGAAAUUCGGUGCUAACGCCAUUCUGGGUAUCUCUUUGGCUGUAUGCAAAGCUGGUGCUGCCAAGAAGGGUGUACCACUAUACCAACAUAUUGCUGAUUUGGCUUGCAACAAGGACAUCAUUCUGCCAGUACCCGCAUUCAAUGUAAUCAACGGUGGUAGCCAUGCUGGCAACAAAUUGGCCAUGCAGGAAUUCAUGAUUUUGCCAACUGGUGCAUCCAGCUUCACUGAAGCCAUGAAAAUCGGCUCUGAAGUGUACCAUCACUUGAAGAAGGUCAUCAAGGAUAAGUUCGGUUUGGAUGCCACCGCUGUUGGUGAUGAAGGUGGUUUCGCACCCAACAUUCAGUCGAACAAGGAAGCUUUGGUUUUGAUCCAAGAUGCCAUCGCCAAGGGUGGUUACACCGGCAAGGUCGAAAUCGGUAUGGAUGUUGCUGCUUCUGAAUUCCACAAGGACGGUCAAUACGAUUUGGACUUCAAGAACCCCAACAGCGACAAGUCACAAUGGUUGUCGCCCGAGAAGCUCACCAACUUGUACCAGGAAUUCAUCAAGGAAUUCCCCAUCGUCUCCAUUGAGGAUCCCUUCGAUCAGGAUCACUGGGAAGCCUGGACUACCAUUACUGCCAACACACAAAUCCAAAUUGUCGGUGAUGAUUUGACUGUAACCAACCCCAAACGUAUCCAGACUGCGGUCGAGAAGAAGGCUUGCAACUGCUUGUUGUUGAAGGUCAACCAAAUCGGUACCGUCACCGAAUCCAUCAAGGCUCAUUUGUUGGCCAAGAGCAACGGCUGGGGCACCAUGGUAUCACAUCGCUCCGGUGAAACCGAGGACACCUUCAUUGCCGAUCUCGUUGUUGGCUUGUCGACUGGUCAAAUCAAGACCGGCGCUCCAUGCCGUUCGGAACGUUUGGCCAAAUACAACCAAAUCCUUCGCAUCGAAGAAGAAUUGGGCGCCAAGGCGAAGUAUGCUGGCAAAUCUUUCAGAAAGCCACAGUAAAUCGUUGAGUGUUGAGCAAUGAAUAAAUGAUUCCAACAUGCACAGUUAAGUGUAAUUAAAGAAGUUUAAUUAACAUCGUGUGGUGGGUGUGGCAAAUUAAGUUGAUCUUAAACCAACGGGAAUACAAUAAAUGCAAACCUAGUACCUUAAACUGUAUAGCCACCUACUACGUCAAACCGACCAACAACAACAAGAAAUGUUAACGAAAUUUUGUGCACAGUUAUGAUUAUCAUCAUCCUAUCAUAUACUUUAAAACCAUUUUAAUUGUUAUAUUAAACAUUUUAUUUAAACUUUAUAUACAGAACUAUUAUUUCUUAAUUGUUCUUUUUAUAUAAAACUACUUUAAAUUAUUAUUAUUAAUGAUAAUUUCAUUUCGGUAUAAUAAAAUAGUCAUAGCAGAAUGAUAAAAAAAAAUAAAGAAAAGACCAAAAACACAACAAAUUAUUUAUUUAUUAUUUCAAAUACAUAUCUUUCUUUUUUUUGCAACUGUGCCAUAACUAUCUCUAAUUAACUGGCUUUUAAACAAAAAAUAUAUUGCUUAACCAAAACAAAAACAAAAACA